Molecule: messenger RNA, 3916 nt
Organism: Diorhabda carinulata
Lineage: Eukaryota; Metazoa; Arthropoda; Insecta; Coleoptera; Chrysomelidae
Gene: ptc
Product: protein patched
Exons: 6
Coding region: 273-3851 (1192 amino acids)
Biological process (GO): smoothened signaling pathway
Cellular component (GO): plasma membrane
Molecular function (GO): hedgehog family protein binding; hedgehog receptor activity; smoothened binding
Source: RefSeq, a predicted model, not a curated record
CACAAGACAUCAGAAUAACUGACUUCAUUUUAGUCUGCGAGGUAACUCGAUAAAGAGACGACCGUUUCUCGUUGUCGCAAGCCAACGUGAUCAGUUGUUUACUUUCGAAAGCAUGUUGAGUAUACAGCUACGGAACUCUCGUGUUCUCCCUAGAUGCUUUCGGGAAACUUCUAGUGCCAGUGCAUGGUGCCUCCAGAGGGUCAGAUGUGCAGUGUAAGAAUUGCCGAUGAGUGGGCCUGAGUGCUAUCGCUGGAACCGUGUGUCCGUCGAGGAUGGCUUCCAUGGCGCCAUCGGACUCGACGACGGAGUCUACACAGAGGCACGAGUCAGAUCUUUACACAAGACCAGGAUGGGUCGACGCAGAUAUCGCCCUAGGACAACUAGAUCAGGGAAAAGCACAAGGAGAUCGAGGAAUUUUGUGGGUGCGAGGUCGAAUUCAGUCGCAACUUCAUAUUCUAGGGAAGAUUCUAGAUACCCAUGCUGGAAAAGUUCUCUUCGUAAGCAUUCUAGCGAUUGCAACCUUCUCAGUAGGACUGAAGAGCAUGACGUUCCAUUCGAAUAUCGAACUACUUUGGGCGGAACCUUCUACUACACCAGAGACUUUACCACCAGAAAUGCUUUCUACUCAUCAAAUGGUUCUACAAACAGGCUUAGAUCCGGACAUGGACCUCUUGAAUCCCCACGGCCUCCUUGAACAUUUGACGUUAGUUCAAAAGGCAACACAGGUUACAGUUACGAUGUUCGAUAUAACAUGGCGGUUAAAAGAUUUUUGUCAAUCGCCUAGUAUUCCAAACUUCGAUCUCCAGUUUAUUGAACAAAUGUUCGAAAACAUGAUGCCUUGUUCCAUUGUAACACCUUUGGAUUGCUUUUGGGAAGGAUCAAAAUUACUUGGGCCCGACUAUCCUGUAUAUAUACCGUAUAGUAUGGGUAACCAAAUAAAAUGGUCGAAUUUAAAUCCCAGUGAAUUAGUAUCCCAAAUAAAAUUAAAAGAAUCCCAUUUCGACUAUCAUUCGUUAGAAGAUUACUUGAAGCGUGCUGGAAUCACAACAGGAUACCAAGAGAAGCCCUGCCUGAAUCCCAAAGAUCCCGAGUGCCCCGAUACAGCCCCUAACAAAAAUCAUACUCAUCCCCCAGAUAUCGGAGCUGAACUUACAAGCGGUUGCUAUGGUUUGGCGGCCAAAUACAUGCAUUGGCCGGAAGAUCUAAUCGUGGGUGGUGUACAAAAAAACAAAAGUGGAUAUAUAAAGAAAGCCAAAGCAUUACAAACAGUCGUUCAGCUAAUGGGUGAUCACGAGCUAUACGAGUUUUGGUCUGAUAAUUACAAAGUACAUCACAUAAGUUGGAAUAAGGAUAAGGCUAGUAUUGUUCUUAAUGCUUGGCAAAAAAAGUUCGCUGAUGAAAUAGAUCGUCUGUCCAGAAGUAACCCAUCUUCAUCUUACGUAUUUUACACAUUCUCUACUGCCAAUGUUAAUAAAUUGUUGAAGGAAUACUCCAGAUCUGAUUUGCUCAAAUUAGGUAUUGUGCUUGGGGUAGCUUGUAUUUAUGGUUGGGUAGCUCACUCAGCUUUAGCCUCUCUAGGUGUUCUAGUCUUAGCGAGUUCAACAGCAGCUGCAUUGGGCGUGUGUAGUCUCAUAGGUCUCCCUAUGAACCUGUUGAGCACUCAAGUGUUACCCUUUGUAACUGUAGGACUGGCCCUGCGUGAAAUGUUUCUUAUAUUAUCGACUCAUACGCGAAAACUGUUACCUGCAGAAGUGUUAAAACGGACAGGACCUAGUAUUAUAUCCGCGGCUCUAAUAAACUCUGGUGCUUUUAUCGCCGCCGCUAUUCUGCCCAUACCCGCGUUAAGAGUGUUUUGUUUACAAUGCGCAAUUAUGAUCGUCUUUCAUGGUACCGCACUUCUGGUCAUUUUCCCUUCCUUUUUAGCACUACAGCAGCGAUGCAAGAAAGCUGACAUGCCUUGCUUCAAAUCGGAAAACAAACCAAAAAUAACAAAUAAUAACAACAAUCAAGACGUGGAGCACGGAAGCAGUUUACUCACUGCUGAGAAAGUUUGCCAACAAAAGAAAGGAUUGAUACCCUGGUGCGUGACCCGCUAUCUAGCGACAGUAUUAUUCCGGCCAUUCGUAAAGGUUCUCAUGUGCCUCACUUAUGCAGUGCUAAUCAUUUUUUGUGUAUUUAACGGACUAAAACUAGAAUUCGAUGUAAGACUUUCUACAUUUUUACCGAAAGUAACGCAAGAGUACAAAUAUUUAGAAGCCCAAAAUAAAUUUUUUGGAUUUUAUAAUUUUUAUUUGGUUACCACAGAGCUGGAAUAUCCUCUGAAUCAACCUCUUCUUUAUGAGUAUCAUUCCUCUUUGACACAAGUUCCCCACGUUUUAAAAGAUUCGAAUGGUGGUCUCAAUAUGAACGACUUUUGGUUGGCGAAUUUCAGAGACUUCUUAAUUGAUUUGCAACAAGAAUUCGAUUAUAAUAGAAAUAAUAGUUGUUUAAACAGCGAAAAAUGGUUUCCGAACGCCACCGAGAAAGCAGUAUUAGCCUUCAAAUUAUUGUCGCAGACAGGAGUUGUACAAUAUCCUGUCGAUAAAAGUCAAAUAUUUAAAAAAAGACUGGUUCGUAAUAAUAUUAUAGAUGCUAACGCUUUUUACAAUUAUUUAUCAGUUUGGAAUAGUAACGACCAAAUAUCUUACUCCAGUUCUCAAGCAAACCUCACACCGAAACCGUUUCAGUACUACAGUUCUAAUGUAGAAUUUGAUUUAAAAAUUCCGAAAUCUCAACCUCUCGUAUAUACACAAAUGCCAUUUUAUCUUAAGAAUUUAAGAACUACCUCUAGUAUUGUCAGUACCUUAAAGCAAAUAAAAGAUAUAUCUGAACAUUUUAAUAGCAAGGGGUUGAAAAAUUACCCGAUAGGUCUUAUAUUUGCCUAUUACAAUCAAUUUUUACUCAUAGAUAGAUUAUUAGCGGCACAAUUUGUUUUAACUCUUCUUUCUGCAGCGAUUGUUGCGUUCGUUCUCGUUCAGUGGAUAAAACUUUGGUGUGCUCUUUUCAGUACGUUAGCCUCUCUACUAUUACUCUGUCUGGUAAAUAUUAACGCCCUUAGUGGUACUAUUGGAGCACUUCAUUUUAUAAUAAUUAGCAGAAAUAUAUUUUUAAUACUAACCGGCUAUUUAAGUGCUAUUGGUAGUAGAGAACGUAGAGUGAGAUUGUCUAUGGAAGUAAAUUCUGAACCAAUAUUAAAAGGUGACAUAGGAUUAUUGCUAUGUGCAGCAGUAUUAGCAAGUUCACAAUUUGAAUUCAUCCACUAUCACCUAUUCACUUUAAUAUUAAUAUCAGUUUGUGGUUCGUUAGCUAAUUCGUUCGUAUUUUUUCCAUUACUAUUAGCACUAAUUGGUCCAAAAGGUGAAUUACAACCUAUUGAGCAUACAGAUAGGAUAUCGACACCACCACCUUUAGUACCCUCUCCUAUCCCCAUCCGCAACACUACCUUCACGAAGCCUCCAAAACGUAAUACCUCCAGCAAAACCACAAGAGAACCUAGCCUCACAACCAUCACAGAAGAGAGUUGUAACCAGAGUAUUGUAGUUGAACCACAAGUCACUGUAGAAUACAGUAGUCCUGAAUCCAGCUCUAGUGGUCCCUUCACGACAAAAGUCACUGCCACUGCUAACAUAAAAGUAGAGUUGGUAGCCCCUGUAUAUAGAUCCAGUAAGUGCAACAAUAAGUGUCAUCGAUCGUUUAAGUGCGACAGGCGGAAAAGACAAGAGACAGAUAGACAAAAACAGCAGUGUAGAUGCUGUAAAGACUCUAAUAGUAGUGAUAGUAAUACAGAGACUGAGCAAUGCCCUAGUAGCUAGCAUUUUGUUACCAUGUAAGGAAUCAGUGUAAAAUAUGUUUAUAUUGAAUAUAUGUAUACCAAGCA